Molecule: messenger RNA, 2593 nt
Organism: Megalops cyprinoides (Indo-Pacific tarpon)
Lineage: Eukaryota; Metazoa; Chordata; Actinopteri; Elopiformes; Megalopidae
Gene: eya3
Product: EYA transcriptional coactivator and phosphatase 3
Exons: 20
Coding region: 164-2017 (617 amino acids)
Biological process (GO): multicellular organism development; positive regulation of DNA repair; cell differentiation
Cellular component (GO): nucleus
Molecular function (GO): protein tyrosine phosphatase activity
Source: RefSeq, a predicted model, not a curated record
ACGAGUGCAGUGGAAUCAAUACGAGGAAAUUGAGCACGUUGACUCGAAUAAAGAGCGUUACCCUAAUGCAGGGUCCAGGCAGCCCUCGGAGACAGAGAGAGUGAAGCCAGCAGCCUGUCAGAGCAGGGGGGGGCACGGAGACCGCAAGUCUUCCCUCUUAAAGAUGGACGAGUCACAGAACCUGCCCGAACUGCCGACCAAGAAACCUCGGCAGGAGCUGGAAGCUGGCCAGGAGAAGGGGUCAAGGAGGGUGGGGGUAACUGAUGGCAACAACCAAUCAGAAGGGGGCAAUCAGACUGUCCUGGGGUCAGACAUAAACUCUUACCCACCGCCUGCUGGCACCCAGCUGGAAGGAGGGAGGUCAGAGUCAGUGUCUGAAGGUCAGCUCUGCACCGAGCCCAACGACUCCUUUACGCACACCGCUGUUACCUGUAAAGGCCUUACCACCACGUCCAGUGAAUAUCCGUCUCAGCUCUACCAAGGAACAAACGUGCGGGUCAGCGUCUCAAAACCAACACGCCCGGGGUCCCUUGGACACGUCCUGUCUCCGCCCACGGUUCCGGCCGUUACCUCGUACCCCAGCCAGGCAUCCUUCUCCCCCCUGGCUCAGUCCACAGUCUACAGCGCCUUUCCCCCUGCCAGCCAGGGCUACGGCCUGCCACCCUUCGGAGCCAUGUGGCCAGGCAUUAAGACAGAGACAGGACUGCCCGAAACGCCCUCUAUAGGCCAGCCUGGGUAUCUCAACUUCAGCACCACGUAUACCUCAACCCAGGCUGGCCAGGCACACUACUCCUAUCCGAGCCAAGGCUCCAGCUUUAGCACGUCCAGUGUGUACACCUGCAUCCCCUCCGGUACUGCGGCAACAACGGCCUCCACAACAUCUGCACAGCAGGAGUACAACUACAGCUCCCUGGGACAGAACCAGUUCCCCCAGUUUUACGUGCCCCCCAGCUACACAACAGCGAGCCUACCCGUCACCAGCUUGGAGGGGGACGGUGUGAGCGUCCCGGGGUACCUGGCCCCCAAAACGGAGGGCAGCACCACAGCUGGACUGCCCAGGGCAGCAGAUGCCUCUGCGGGCCUGGCCCUCACCCCAGCGUCACGUGACCAGGAGGAGACAGGGAGGCGGAACAGUGGGGGGAAGGCCAAGUCCAAGGCGAAGAAGUCUGACAGCUCCCAGUCCACUGACAAUGACCUGGAGCGGAUCUUUCUGUGGGAUCUGGACGAAACCAUCAUCGUCUUCCACUCCCUGCUUACCGGGACCUUCGCGCAGAAGUUUGGCAAGGACCCAGCGACUGUUCUGAACCUGGGUCUGCAGAUGGAGGAGCUGAUCUUUGAGCUUGCCGACACACACCUGUUCUUCAAUGACCUGGAGGAGUGUGAUCAAGUCCAUGUGGAAGACGUAGCCUCUGACGACAAUGGACAGGAUCUGAGCAACUACAACUUUGUGGCAGAUGGUUUCACCAGCCAAAGUAGUGGCGGCAGUGGCCCGGGUUCGACCAGCGGGGUUCAGGGGGGCGUGGAGUGGAUGCGGAAACUGGCCUUCCGAUACCGACGCCUCAAGGAGAUCUACAACGGCUACAAGGGGAACGUUGGGGGCCUGCUGAGCCCCAUGAAGAGGGAGCUGCUGCUCCGGCUGCAGGCGGACAUCGAGACCGUGACGGACUCCUGGCUGAGCACUGCCCUCAAGUCCCUGCUGCUCAUCCAGUCCAGGGGCAGAUGUGUGAAUGUGUUGGUCACGACGACCCAGCUGGUCCCCGCCCUGGCCAAGGUGCUGCUCUACGGCCUGGGAAACGUCUUCCCCAUCGAGAACAUCUACAGUGCCACCAAAAUAGGGAAGGAGAGCUGCUUUGAGCGAAUCGUCUCUCGCUUUGGGAAGAAGGUGACAUAUGUAGUGAUUGGGGAUGGUCGUGACGAAGAAUUCGCAGCAAAGCAGCUCAACAUGCCAUUCUGGCGCAUAUCCACACACGGAGACCUGGUGUCCCUGCACCAAGCCCUGGAGCUGGACUUCCUGUAGAGGGUCACGGGGGGGAGGGAGAGUUAGGAAGCUGGCCCCUCCCCGCUCUGCUUCAGCCACACCCCUCUGCCCCUCCCCUCGCAGUGUGACCUCCCUGCUGGCCCCGCCCCUCUGUGAUGCGGGAGCCGGUAUGUUAGUGACUCGGAGUGACCGAACAGUACAGGACCCAGCAGGGUCGAGCAACUCCCUCCUUCCCUCUCACCUGACGGCAGCUAUCCACUGUGGGGUCGGCCCCGACACACCCGCGGAGGGCUAUGAGGGGACUGGAGGAGGAGAUGGCAGUAUCUUUCUCUCUCUCUCUCUCUCGCUCCCUCCCUCGCUCCAGUGUUCUCCCAGCAAUGUUGGUUUUCUUCUGUGUCUUGGCAAAACUAACCACAGGACAGACCAAAGGUUCGCACUGUACUCACAACUUUAUCAUGGUAUUUUCGGUCUUGUUUCUUUACUGUGAUUUUUUUUUUUUUUUUUUUUUAGCAGAGUUCAUUUGGGUUAUUCAUGAAACAUUAAUGUCAUCUUAAAUUCUACAGCUGGAUAUACUCGUGUGUUUAUGUAUGUGUGUAUAUAUGUGUGUUUAUGUAU